AUGUCGACCGCUGCGCACACUGAGCCCCAGAAGUACCUCGACCCCGCCCUCACCUUCCAGCUCCUCGACCGCGUCCCCCAGCCCGAGGGCGUGAUCACGGCCACCUAUGUGUGGAUCGGCGGUAGCGGCCAGGACCUCAGGAGCAAGAGCCGCACCCUCCACGGUAAGCCCGCCAGCGCGGCCGACCUGCCCGAGUGGAACUACGACGGCUCGUCGACCGGCCAGGCCCCCGGCCACAACUCGGAGGUGAUCCUCAAGCCGCAGGCCAUCUUCAAGGACCCGUUCCGCCUGGGCGAGAACAUCCUUGUGAUGUGCGACACUUACGACCCGCAGGGCAACCCCAUCCCCACCAACACGCGCGCGCCGGCCAACGUGGUGUUCGAGAAGACCAAGGACGAGAAGUCGUGGUUCGGCAUCGAGCAGGAGUACACCAUCUUCUCGGUCGACAAGCACCCGUUUGGCUGGCCCAAGGGCGGCUUCCCCGGCCCCCAGGGUCCCUACUACUGCGGCGUGGGCGCCGACCGCUGCUUCGGCCGCGACAUCACCGACGCCUUCUACCGCUACGCGCUCUACGCAGGCAUUAAGGUGUCGGGUGACAAUGCCGAGGUGAUGCCCGGCCAGUGGGAGUUCCAGGUGGGCCCGUGCGAGGGCAUCUCGGCCGGCGACCACAUGUGGAUGGCGCGCUACAUCCUCCUCCGCCUGUCCGAGCUCUACCGCGUCGUGAUCUCGUUCGACCCGAAGCCCAUCGAGGGCGACUGGAACGGCGCCGGCUGCCACACCAACGUGUCGACCGAGGCCAUGAGGAACGAGGGCGGCAUCAAGGUGAUCGAGGCCGCCAUGCAGAAGCUGGCUGCCAAGCACGCCGAGCACAUCGAGGUCUAUGGCCAGGGCAACGAGCGCCGCCUGACGGGCAAGCACGAGACGGCCCACAUCGGCCAGUUCAGGUACGGCGUGGCCGACAGGGGCGCCUCGAUCCGCAUCCCCUCGCAGACCGCCAAGGACGGCAAGGGCUACUUCGAGGACCGCAGGCCGGCCUCCAACAUGGACCCCUACGUCGUCACCGCCAAGAUCAUCGACACCAUCUGCCUCUAA
Messenger RNA from Acanthamoeba castellanii str. Neff, 1092 nucleotides. Its product is annotated as glutamine synthetase. Gene Ontology annotation, molecular function: glutamine synthetase activity. Gene Ontology annotation, cellular component: cytoplasm. Bases 1 to 1092 code for a protein of 363 amino acids. Lineage: Eukaryota; Discosea; Longamoebia; Acanthamoebidae. The transcript has 2 exons. The record is from RefSeq and is a predicted model, not a curated record.